Messenger RNA from Entrophospora candida, 1950 nucleotides. NCBI's taxonomy places the organism in Eukaryota, Fungi, Glomeromycota, Glomeromycetes, Entrophosporales, Entrophosporaceae. The record is from the annotation of a GenBank genome assembly.
AUGCCACAGAUUAAAGUAACUUACAAUUCAACAAAACGUAUACUCUCAAUUCCAGAAGCACCAAAAUGGUCUGAUUUAGACGAAAGAAUUCGUACACUGUUUUCUUUUGCGCCUGAUAUCAACUUUACAUUAUCUUAUACAGAUGAAGAGUUCGAUAUUAUUACAAUAUCAACCGACUUAGAAAUUCAAGAACUCAUUUCUACCAUGCCAACACCAGCCAAGAUACCAAUCACACUACAAACACCAGCAACACCACAAACACCAGAAACACCAGCAACACCACAGACACCAACAACACCACAAACCCCAACUACAUCACAAAUACCAACAACACCUAGUAAAAAAACUAUCGAGCCUCUUCAGAUUAUUGAUACUAAUGGUGAUGAAGAAGAGUAUUGGAUGUUUGAAGAUGAUAAUGCUAAAAGCAACAUUAUUGUUAAUGUUAAUAAUGUAAACGAAAAAAAGGAAAAAGAGAAAGAAAUUGUUAUUAUUUCUCCAAAAGAAGAGAAAGAAGAAGAGUCUCAACUUCAACAACAGAGCAAAGAAAUUGGAAUAAUCAAAGGUUUUUGUGUUGAUAAUAAAAAAGAAGUGCUUCAACGACGGGAAAAAGACAUUAGACUAAACAGCGAUCUUUUUGUUGAGUGUGAAAGCGAAGAAUCUGAAUUUCAACGACGGCAAAAAGAAAUUAUGUUAAACAAAGUUUUUUUUGACAAUAAAAAAGAAGAAUCUCAACUUCAACAACAGAACAAAGACAUUGGACUAAACAAAAAUCUUUUGGUUGACGAUAAAAAAGAACAACCUCUAAUUCAACAACGGGAAAUAGAAAUUAGACCAAACGAAGAUCUUUUGGUUGACAAUAAAAAAGAAGAAUCUCUAAUUCAACGACGGGAAAUAGAAAUUAGACCAAACCAAGAUCUUUUGGUUGACAAUAAAAAAGAAGAAUCUCUAAUUCAACGACGGGAAAUAGAAAUUAGACCAAAGAAAGAACUUUUUGAUGAGAGUAAAAAAGAAGAAUCUCUAAUUCAACGACGGGAAAUAGAAAUUAGACCAAACAAAGAACUUUUUGAUGACAAUAAAAAAGAAGAAUCUCAACACGAAAAAGAAAUUAGACUAUUCAAAGAUCUUUUUGGUGACGAAGAUAUUAUCGAACGGGUCCUCAGUGUUAAUAAUAAUGACGAUGACGAUGAUGAAAAAGUUUUUGUGAAGAAAAGUGAAGAAAGCCGCAGUAUUUACAACUUUGGCAAUUAUGAUAAGAGCAGCAGCAACAAAUAUGAUGAAGAAAGACAAAAUAAAACUUAUAGUAAUAGCUACAAAUUUGGCGGUUAUGAUAGCAGCAGCAACAACGACAACAAUAGGCGUUUUGAAACAACUGCAUCAUCUUCAUCUUCAUCAUAUAACAACUAUCCAACAAUUGUACGAGAAGAAAAAAAACCAGAUGUUGUGGAGUUAGCAAAACAAUUUCAAGCCUUGAUAACACAAUACAAUGAUGUUAUUAGUUCUAAUGAAGAAUUGAAAACAAAGGCUGAUAGUACAAUGGAUCAAAUUCUCAAUGGAAAGCCAGUUGAUUUUGAAGUUUGUCGUGAAUGGUUAGAGUCUUAUCGUCCAAAAGAUAAUAAAAGCAAAACUUAUAGCUUUGUAAGUACGUCAACUAUACAAAAAGAAGCUCCUACAAAACCAUUUUCUAUAAAUAAUAAAGAUGAUGAAGUUUCUUGGCUUCAACAACCUGUAAGAAUUUCAAAUGGUAAUCGUGGUAAUCGUGUUAAUCGUAAUAGUAGAGUUAGUUUUGAUGACAAUGAGAGAUCAUCACCUGAUCGUUUUACAUUAUUUUAUGAUGAACUUCAACGUCUUGAAGAAAUGGGAUUUAGAAACAAUAAUGAUAAAAGAUUGAUUGAAUUAUUGAAAAAACAUAAAAAAAAAGUUGAACGAGUGGUAGAAGCAUUAAUUAAUUAG